AUGAUAUGUCCUUCAUUACCAACAUUGCAUGAUAAAGAAGAAGUUGGAUUUUAUGCAGGGAAGAAGAAAAGUGAACAAGCAAUCAAGCUCGCAGGCAUCGUGGAUGAGCAGAAACAAAACCUACUACUCCUAAUGAAGCCAGUAGUACUCAUCAACAUUAUGAUUUUCUUUCUCGUCAUCGUCUCUGACGCUUCCGCCGCAGCUCCUAAAAAUCUAGACAGUGUGGGGGUCUAUUGGGGACAGGACGGGCCAGAGGAGGGAACACUUCGCAGUGCAUGCAAUACAGACCGAUACUCCCACGUCAUAGUAGCCUCCCUGACCAAUUUAGGAACAGGCAGAACUCCAAAACUUAACUUCACCGGCCACUGCAACCCCACAAACUACACCUGCAAUAUGAGCGACGACAUCCGCUUUUGUCAGAAAAGUGGAAUUAAAGUCAUGCUUGCCAUUGUGAGUGAUCCUCUAUCCUCAAGGGAUGACGCCAAAAAUGUCUCCAUGUACCUGUGGAACAACUUUCUUUCCGGCCGGUCGGAAUCUCGCCCAUUUGGUGAUGCGGUCCUGGACGGGAUACAAUUCAUGAUCCAGCAGCAGGACCUCCCAUACUAUGAUGACUUGGCUAAGUUUCUAUCAAAUUACAACACUUCUACUUCUUCUUCAAGUGGAAAUCGGCUUUAUCUGGGAGCGGCACAUCCUUGUCCAACUCCGGGGAGCACAUCAAUGGGGAGUGCAAUUAAUACGGCAUUGUUUGAUUUUGUUUCCAUUGAAUCCUCCUAUUCCACUACCAAUAGCCGCCAGUGCGACUAUAACGGAAACAUAGGCGAGUUUAUGAAUUCGUGGGAGACAUGGACCACAAUGAUUCCCGCGGGAAAGAUAUAUCUGGGUCUGCCAGCAUCUCCCCAGGUGGCUGAAAGUGGGUUCAUUCCCGCCGACGUCCUGAAGUCAGAGAUCCUGCCUGUGGUGACCAAGUCGGCCAGGUUCGGAGGAGUCAUGGUCUGGUCCAAGUUCUGGGAUGAUAAGACAGGCUAUACCGACCAAAUCAACACUUCUGUCCGUUAGCUAAUAUUUGAACUACCAGGUAAAUUUAACUAUAAUUACAAGGUAAAGGUUAGCUGAAAGAUGUUUGAAAAUUUAAUACAUCCCAGUUUAGGAUGUAUAGG
Molecule: messenger RNA, 1157 nt
Organism: Impatiens glandulifera
Lineage: Eukaryota; Viridiplantae; Streptophyta; Magnoliopsida; Ericales; Balsaminaceae
Product: hevamine-A-like
Exons: 2
Coding region: 1-1056 (351 amino acids)
Biological process (GO): carbohydrate metabolic process
Cellular component (GO): extracellular region
Molecular function (GO): chitinase activity
Source: RefSeq, a predicted model, not a curated record